Molecule: messenger RNA, 13122 nt
Organism: Adineta ricciae
Lineage: Eukaryota; Metazoa; Rotifera; Eurotatoria; Adinetida; Adinetidae
Source: the annotation of a GenBank genome assembly
AUGACGGAUCAUUCCGGAACGUCAAAUUUCGAUAAUUAUAUCGCCGAAUUGCAUGAUCAUCUCGAUCGACUUCGCGAAAUUCCCGACAUUGACGAACAAUGUGCGACACUUGUAGCUGAUUUAGCUCAAGCUUAUUCUGAACAACCAUCACCCAUGCAAACAGCAAUGUGUUCAUCCGCCUUGUUCAGUGGACAAAAGAAUAUACUAACGUUUCUUCGACGCGCAUGUUCAAAACCUGAAUUGAAGAAAACGAAGAUUGAAAUUCUUCAAUUUCUGAAAUUUUUUGUCGAGACUGCGUCGAAUAAGAUUCUUUCACAUGCUGUUGAGCUGAAAUCAGUUCUGUUAACAAUUUUUAAUGUCGAUGGUGCGUCUGAUGUACGUGCGGCAAUUUUUCCUGUUCUAUCACAAUUGAUCGAAUUAAGUGCUGGAUUUCUUGACAUGGAAAACGAAAUCGACAAAAUGGCCACGACUUUCCUCGACCUGAUUGGAUUGCAAAGUUCAAAAACAACAGCAACAAUCAAGGGACUUUCAUUGGCUUUUUUGGGAUUAUUAUGUAAAUACUUUCCUGAACACAUGCGCAAAUAUUCUGAUCCACUGUUAUUGGGACAGUAUUUGAAAUACUUACAUGAACAGCUCGUCCGAGAUGCUGUCAAAUUCGAAAUGUUAAUUGCUGCUGGCGCUAUGGAAGGUCUUAUCUAUUAUCUAUACAACUUUGUGCCGUCAUCUACUCCAGUUCAACAACCUUCGUUGACUCGAACAAAGAGUAAGGACGAGGAUAAGCGAAUUAAAGAAGAGCAGAUUCGGUGUGAAUCUAAUUUAAAACGUGUCUAUAUUUACGCAUCACGAGCAAUUCAAACGCAAGAUCAAACCAAUCUCAAUCGAUAUGCAUUAGUUAAAGCUGGAUUGGAAUUAUUUGCUCAACAUUCGACAUUGUUUACUGUAUAUCUCUAUGAUGAUUAUCCUGAUAUACUUCGUUGUCUUCGUGCAUGGAAUGCUCAUGAUAAUUAUGAUGUGAAAAAAAUUGCACAACGAGCUUAUGAUACGUUUUUACUUGGAGUAGCGAAUGCUUUGAAAGAAACGAACGUGAACACGCCGGAACAACGUCGCCGUGCUGUACAAACAUUUCAAUAUUUCAUCAAAGAGUUUCGAGAUAAAAUUGAUUCACCUGAACUGGAGAUUCGAGAUUUAGCCAUGGGUAUUCGUGGUUACGGCAUUUUCGCAAAUGCGUGUAAAUUGUAUGGCACUGAUGAAGAUGUCAAAUUCAUGUUUGUUGGUCUCAUUCAACGAUGCGAACAAAUCGCCAUGCCGACAAUCACAUUGUCACAAGCAUCAGAUGUGUUCGAUGAACGUUUCUAUGCUUUACCCAAUCUACUUGAUGCACUUUCAGCGAUUAUUAUUGAAAUGACAAACAUUGGGGAAGAAUUCCUUGGACCUUUAGAACGUUUAACUGUAAUGACCAUCGAUUAUUAUCCACGUUAUCAACCAAAACCACAAGCAACCACAUGUUCAUCUGUAAUUAAAAUGAUUUUAGCUUUACAAACGAAACCGAUGUGUUACAAGCCAUUUCUAACACGAAUUGUAAGCCAAGCGAUCAUUCGUUGUUGUUCACAUCCACUGAAAUCUACUGUCGAACAACAAUUAGAAGAUGUUGAACCCGACCUACCUGACGACAAAGCGAAAUCUCUUAUUGCUAUUGGAAAAACAAUUACCUAUGAAAACUAUAUUCCGUUAUGGAAGACAGUUCUGAAUGUAACUUCAUUGAAAGAAUUCGAUACAAAUGCAUAUCCAAUAUUUGAUCGACAAAACAUGCUCGUUUCGUUAUACGAUGAAAUGAUUGAUUCAAUUUUACAUAUUAUCGACCGACUUGAUCUGAGUGUUGAAAAAGAAAAACCGGAAAGUGAAAAUGACGAUGGAACAACAACAACUGAUCCGGUUUUUGGAAUGAAACCUGUCAAACCUAAAGAUUUCGAAAUAUUCUACAAUCUCGUCGAUUUUUGCCAGGAUCUACUACCAGAACAAUCACCUGAUUUAUUUCAAAAAUGGAUAUUUCGAUUUCUGUAUGACAUCAUCACCGUUUCCACCAAGUAUCCGUUAGUUAGCGGUCUGUAUCGAUUUGCCACUUUAGUGAUGAAUAUAUGUUUAAAAUUAAAUUAUUUCAAAUCCGAUCGAGCUAUUCCGACAACUCGCGGUGGAAUCGAAAUGAUGGAAACAGAUAUGAUUGAAAAUGAACAGGUAACAUCAGUUAAUACACUGGCACGACGAUUUGCACACGAAGUCCUAUCGCGGCAAAAACAAUAUCGAGAUGAUCUUUUGAUUUCAUGCUUACAAUUCAUCAUUUCCUUGCCUUCGGAAUGUAUUGAUUAUGAUUUUGCUGAUUAUGUUCCAGCAAUCCAACUUGCAUUGAAUAUCGGUUUAACUUAUUUGCCAUUAGCUGAACAAACGAUCAAUAGUCUUGAACGAUGGUCACAGUCGACAUCGUUAAAUCUACCGAAUUUUUACAAUCAAAUAUUACCACAUCUCGAUGAUUUUCUACGUUUAUCUCAUGAUCAAGGUGACGAUGUGAAUGUUCGAGCAAUCAUCUCAUCUUUACAAGAAAAAACACGAUUGAACUCGAAAAGUAGAACGAUUCUACCAACAAGAAUGUUGAAAAAAACCAAACAGAUCAAACACCUAUUCGAAGACAGUGACAUUCGUCGAGUUCAAUUUCGCAUACUGAAAUAUCUUGGUUCAUUGGGCAAUCGAACCAGUCAUUAUCUGAUUGAUGACACUUCAAAUUAUUUAGUCAAAGAAGCUGUAGCAUGGGACAAUGAAAAUCAUUUGACUUUCAACGUUCCAUUCGAUGACAUUAAACCAACAAUUCAUCUUGAUAUUUUCCUUCCACGUAUUGUUGAUCUGGCGUUGCACAGUUCAGAUCGACAAGCCAAAAUCACAGCUUGUGAAUUACUUCAAUCCAUCAUGCUCUAUAUGAUCGGGAAAAAUGCGAAUAAUCGAAGCAACGCUGCUGCAUCGUACGAAAAGCUCUAUGCUCAUUUGUUUCCAGCUGUACUCGAGCUUUCAUGUGAUUCCGAUACUUUUACAAAAACAUUGUUUACUACGUUCAUGAUCCAAAUGAUUCAUUGGUUUACAAAAAAUCAAAACUACGAAAAUCCAGAGACAAUGUCUAUGCUCGACACUUUCAUGGAUGGAAUGAUUUCUGGACGAAACGCAUCCAUUCGAGAUUUCAGUGGUAUUUGUCUGAGAGAAUUUCUCAAAUGGACUGUUAAACAUGCUGGUGGCUAUGAUCAAUCAUCGUAUUUGAAAAAUGCGACGUCAAUCUUGAAACGUAUUAUCAGUUUCUCUAUGCAUCCAAACAGUUUCAAAAGACUCGGAUCGACAUUAGCAUGGAAUUCUAUUUAUACGCUCUAUCGAGAAUCGGAAGUGCUAGUCGAUGUCUAUACACUUCAAUUGCUCUAUGUUUUUGUCGAAAGUUUGUCAAUUGCACAGAGUGAUAAUCCAUCGUUAGGUACUCAACAACAAGCCAUUGCAGCUUUAUCUCAUAUGCAACGAAUCAUCAAAGAAAAAUCCUCAAUAUUCGUUAAAGAAACACCAAAGCGCCAUCGUCCACCAUCGUGGUCAGAAGCCACGCUCGAUGUUGCUGUUCGUUGGUUACUUCGACAAUGUGGAAGAAUCGAAACUGAAUGUCGACGAAAAUGUAUCGAACUAGUUUGCACAUUCAUUCCACUACUACCAGGUAUUCGAUCAAUACGAGAAUAUUUUGAAUUAAAAGUUCAAUCAGAUGGCAACAUCUAUUUCAUUGAACGGUUCGAAGGAACAUUGAACAAAGAAAAGAAAACCAAAUUUAAAGCAAAUCUAGCAAAUCAACCAUAUCUAAUCGAUAUGGGUGAACAAUUCUCAAUUUCUAUGGUUCAUCAAUGGCUUGAUACCAUAAUUGCUUCACUAGAUUGUUAUACUUGGAUAUUUUCUCAAGGUUUUCUCAAUCCGCUCCUCUUUCAAGAUAAUAAUCAACAGAGCCGUUUCAUUGUUGCUUUGUCCUAUUUUGUUAGUAAGAUUUCCAUGAGUACACUAUCGGAUCUUGUUGCGUACUUUCCGUCUUCAAAUCAACCACAAGUAUUCACGCCAACGGAUAUCAAUCAGUUUGAAACUGCGAAGUGCACAGUUAUUGUUCGUUUACUCAAUUUCAUUACGGCACUGUGGUCAAAAUAUCCUCAGGAUACCAUACGAGCCAUCGAUACUUCAUUCUACAGUCAGGAUUUAGUCAAAUUAAUCUUAACUUGUGUGUUAAAUCCAACACAACUUGGCUUCGACAUCAACAAUGAAGAAAUCAAUAAGAAAUUACCAGAACGAAUUACGAAUCUACUGAAAUCUAUGACAAACCAUUUACCUGAUCAUCUAUUACAACCUUUCUAUGAUAUUGCAUUGGAGAUGACGAAAACCGAUGGACCGUAUAACUUAAUGAGUGAAUUACAACAAAAUAUCAUUCGGUGGCCAAUGAUUUUUACACUAUCUCGUGGUUAUCGCCUCCUUCAUGACGUUCGCCUAUUAGCAAAACCAAAGCAAUCAGAAUCUUAUGCGAUGGAACUUUGGACUAUCAUGUUAACGAAGAUGAUCAGUCAUGAAGAUGACUUCGACAAAGCAAAUCUUGUUUUGACUGUUGAUAUCCAACGUGCUCUACAGUCUCUUUUCGAUUACAUAAUCUAUCUCGGCAUCAAACCAAGUGAAGUUUUAUCCUAUUUCUUUCAAUCCAAUCGUAUUCAUACCGAUUCAGGAAUGACAACAAUCGGCACUUAUCUUCUAACGUUGUUCAAACAUCAAAUAACCAGUUGGCUUGGUACAACGCCACAUUUCAUCACAGAUAAUGUCGGUGAAAUCAAUUCGAUUGAACAAUGCCGUCCCACAGUCGCCUUCCUAAGUACAGUUCUUGAUUUAUGUAGCCGUGAGAAAGAUAUCCGUCAACAAUUCGGUCGACAAUUUGUCGAUGGAAUUUACACAUGUUGGCCGCAAUUCUCUUCGCUUUGCUCUUCGACGAAUCUCGACGAUAAACUAUUAAUUGUCACAUUACUGACGAAAACUUUUAUCAUCGAUAGCCAUCGAUUGAUUACUCAUGAACAAUUUGAUUAUAUUUCGCAAAUGUACUUAGCACUCUUAAUUGACAAACAAUUGAAUUUAACAUUUAAGACACGUUUACUCGACCUAUUAGCAUUUUUUGCUGCUAUUGACACAGAUGAAAAUCUAUGUGAAGAAAAACGAAAGCAAUGGUCUAUUGACCUCUGCCGAACAUUGCACACAUUUACAGCUGAUUGUUUUCCGUUGAAAAGCACGGAAUUUCCUCCGGGUACACAAGAAUAUCAUGAUUAUCAAGCGGCCAUUCGAAAGAUACUUUCCGCAUUGGAAUUAUCAUCGUCAUUUAUCUUGUUCGAACUGUUGAUCUGGAUGUUAUGCUGCGAACAGCGCCAUGUUUUCGAAGAAGAAAUUCUUCUGUCGAUCAGCCGAUAUGUGAUUAAACUUAAUGACCAUCAAAAGCAAAGUAAUCUACUUGAUUAUAUCUAUUCGAUCAUUUUCGGCAAGAAUUCCCUGUUUCGCACGGAACAUCGUUUAAAUGCAUUAGAGAAAUUAAUUCUCAAAAUUCUCACAUCAGUCAGAAAAAUCACAUUAAUCGAGUUCUACAAGAAAUACAUCUGCACAUUAGUUAUCGACGAACUGGAUGUGAAACUUGAUCUAACAUCCGCCGCGUUAAUGUCAAUACUGAUCAAUAAAGUUUGUACAUAUCGUUUAAUCGACCAUAUGUAUACAAUUCUGAACAAGGAUGACGUUUUCGGUAUGAGUUCUUCGAUCGCACGAGCUUUUUACGAUCAUGUGAAGAAACAAGAAGAAGCACGAAAAUUUUUAAAUGUCGAAACUCCAUUGGCCGCAAUUAAAAUCGGUGAACACUUUGAUGGAAAAGAAUUGACGAAACAUGUGAUUACAAAGGCCCGAGGACAAUUUGUAGAUGGAAAACCAAUAAAAUCAUUAGAUAUGAUGUUAGCUGGAAUCCAUACAGUUGAAAAACAAAUUAAAAUUCAUUUGAUUCGGGCAUUGGCUACAAGUUCGUUCAAUUGUCUGAUAUCGUUACUUAUUUGCACUCAAACCGAGGCCAAACUUUACAAAGCGUUCAUCUUCGAUGCGAAUCCAGCCAAGGAUGAACAAGUUUUCGAAAAUUUGAUCGAUCCAGAUCACAAAUAUACAUUUCCACUCGAAUUAGAACGAUAUUACAAGAAAGAUAAGCGUACAUUAUUAAAUAUUUUGUGCAAAAAAAUCUUGACAGCAUCGAAGUCGAAUGAUCCCAGUCAACAACAACGUCUUGCUAGUACACCGCGGUAUCUGUCGUCGCAAUAUUUAUUCGGUAGUAGUCUGACUGAUGAAUUAGCUGUAUUUGAUUUUACGUCAGCUGCUGUCAAUCAACAACACAAUGACUUGAAUAAGAGUCUUUCCACUUCGUUAACAGAACAGUCGACAACAAAUCUAUCGUUUCAACAGAAAGAUUAUGACGGACCCGCGCUAAUCGAAGGCUCAGACGAUGAAAUCGGUUCGGAAUUUAUUGAUAUGGAGAUGGACGAACUCAACCUUCAUCCCUCUAUGGUGCCCAUGGUUUGCUUAUUAAAACAUAUGGAAACCAGUGGAAUCAUCCCGCGUUAUGAUAAUCUAUCACAGUCAGCCGAUAUGCCAGCAUGGAUGAUAUGUUUGUACAAGAAAUUCAGUGAUCCGUUAUUAGCAUUUAACAUCAAAUUAUUUCUUAUGCGUUUAAUCAUUCAUACCCAUACGAUAUUUAAACCUUACGCACGCUAUUGGUUAACACCAAUUAUUCACAUGUGUAAUCAAAUGUUUGAAAAUUCUUCGGAAGGGUUGAAUACAUUUAUUAUCGAUACAAUUGUAAUUCUUCUAUCUUGGCAUACACAAGCUAUACCAAGUGAACUGGAUUCGACAGCUGUUCAACGCCUUGUUGAGUAUCUUUUUGCCAAUUGUUCACAUCGAAACCCUGUUGUCAUGAAAUCAAAUUUAGACUUAAUUAAGAAGUUAGUCGAAUGUUGGAAAGAACGUAUUCAUGCUCCAACGUUGAUCUUAUAUAAAUUGAUUGCUGAAACAGAUUUGAAAUCGAAACAAAAUGCAAUUGGCCUUUCGCUAAUCGGAAUCUUACUAGCUAAUGAAAUUUUACCAUACUACAUUCCACCAACACCGACAGGCAACGCCAUACCAGUGACAACCGGCUCAAUUUUGUCGAGUUUACCAAAUGAUCUAACCGAAGAUAAAUUUCAUGACACAAUUUUAAAGAAUAUGAAGAAUACUUAUCGGACUAUUUAUGCUGCAGCGGCCGAAGUCAUCGGUAUGCUACUCAACGUGCGAAAAAUCAAACAAGAAUCAAGUGAACGACUAUUAGAACAAGUUAAUUCCAUAUUGAAGUGGUACAACAGUCAAGGCUUGCAAGAUAUAUAUGUGACAUGCAUUUAUUCGAUUCAAAAGCAUUAUCCACAAAUUGUUGAGAAAUCUGUGAUGAAUAAAUUAAUAUUUGGUUUGAAGAAAAUGUAUGGAGAUUUAAAGAUCGAAUGUUUGGAAGCGUUAAUUGCCAAUAUCACUGAAUUCGAAUCAGCGUAUUUAGAAUUACGCGCCGCAGGAAUAUUGGAUAUCCUCAUUCACAAAGACUUUGGCAUUCGUGCCGUUGCCUUACGUUUACUGCAUAAAUUAUUACCAAAUUUAACUCAUGAACAACUAUAUGAGAUUGCUCAGGUUCUAUCUGUUGACGGUCCGAAUGAAUGUCAAACCUGGACACUUGAAAUUUACAAAUGGAUGUAUGAUUAUAUAACGAACUAUCUAACAAAAGAAAUUCAAAAGACGAUUACACCGCUGUCCGAAUCAUUCUAUCAUCAUGUUCGGGAGCAAUUACUUCAAUUACUAUCAAGUAAAAACGAAUAUAUCCGUGUGAAUUGUCGAAAUUUCUGGUGUGAUCCGAAACGGUUGAGUACUCUAUCGCAUCAUCGUCUCCUGGCUCUGGUCGAUCAAAUGUAUUCGAUGAAGACUGAAAAUGAAUAUCUAAAUUAUUGUACAAAUUUUCUUCUUGAACGUACUACACAUAAUUCGGAUUACAAUCAUUUCAUAUUCGAGAAUCCGUUGGACAAAUGUUUAUUUCAAGAAUUUCCGUUAGCAUGCAACUGGCGUCAACGUCAUCAUACAUACAUGAUACCUUUAUUCACAUUACAGUCGCAAACAUCAAGUCUCGAUUCAUCGUCGCUAUCAACGACGAAUACGAAUCUAAUGACAAUGGAUCCGGUACAAUUCAUGCAAACAUUAAGUGAGAAUAGUAAUCAUCAGAGUAAUGGAGAACAGGUGUCACAAACGCCGAUGAUUCUACAAACUCAAGAAAUGUCCGGUCGUCAACAAUUUGUCCCAACUCAAAUGUUGGACAAUGGUACGAAUUACAAUUGGCUUAAACAAACUAGUACGCUUGAUUCAACAAAUACGUUCGCUUUACCAACAUUGUCAACACAACCGCGAAAGACGACUUCGUUAAUUGUGGAUGUUGAUAAAAAACCGAAGACAAAUAAUGCAAUAGUAACACAAACACAGCAAGCCGACGAAGAUGAUGAUGAUAUAUUUCGAUUGAAGCGAAGAUUUCUUAAAGAUUCCGGACAAUUGCAUGCUGCAUAUUUCGCUCGGAAACAAAACGAAAAGAAACAAAACGAGAAACAAUUUCUCAGUGAAAUCAAGCUUAAGCAAGAAAAUCAAGUUGAAAAGUAUCGCACCUAUCGCAUUGGUGAAUUACCCGAUAUUCAGAUCCGUUACAGUGAUAUCAUCAUACCUUUGCAAGCGCUUGCACAAUACGAUAAUCAUACAGCACGUUUACUUUAUGCGAGUUUGUUCACAUCCAUGCUCAACGCUUUAGAAGAUCGAUUAUCGUCAGAUGAAUAUUAUGAUUUGUUGCGGACGAUUCAAUAUCGCUUCGAUGUGAUGUUAUCUCAAUCGGAAAUCUUCUAUCCAUCGUUCGUUGCUGCACUACUUGAUAUUGUUCUCUCCAAGCCUCAACAGAUUCAGAUCUCUGCGCAAUACAUCAGCGCCUCAGCAAUCGCAAGUCAUUUAGAAUCAGUUGGCAUAUUAACAAUCGAAUAUUUCAUACGAUUCAGUCAACAGAUCGAGUCUAAUCAGUUGCUUCAUGGACCAUUGAAGAAAAAAUUGAAAUCAGAUCCUGAUCUUAGUAAGCAGUUAUACAAGAAAAUUGAUCAAUGGCUUGAAUUAGCGAAAUGUUAUCGUUCAUCGGCAAAUUACGACGAUGUUCGAGGAAUCUUUUCUCAAACACCCGGCUUGAAAUCCAUUACCCUACGCGCAAUUGAAGAAGAAAGUCAUGCUGACUUCCUCUUAGCUUUAAACAGUUAUGUUACAGCUUUAGAACAAUAUCCUCUCGUCGAUGAUUCAACUCAAGAUACCGUUCUUGAAUUAGAACACGAAUUUUGGACACAGUCAAUGCUAAACUGUUGUAAUCAACUGAACAAUUGGACAAUUAUGUCCAAACAUAUCUUUAUCGAUGAUACAACAUUCGACACAUUAUGGUCGAAUGCACACCAACUGAACUAUCUGAUGCCGUAUGCAAUACGUUCGAAGUUGAAAUUAUUAAUAUCCGGAACUGAACAAGAGCAAUUAGAACAACAAGAUCUAUGCGAAUUCUUUAAUAAUCUAUCAUCGACAUCGAAUAAUACAGCAGCAACUAGUAAUGCCGAAACGACAUUCGUUAAACGAUCCUAUAUUGAAAAACAAUAUCCAUUUGAAUUGGCAACAUUCUUUCUCUACCAAAAAGAUUUCGAUCGUGCAAAAUAUUAUAUUCAAUAUGCGAGAGAACAAUUCUUGCUUCGUUGGUCUACAUUGAGUCGUUUAAGCGAAUAUGGUCGAAAAACGACCAUACAAUUGAUUCAACCGUACUAUGAACUCGAUCAAUUUCUUGGUUUUGUUGAAUAUAAUUUACCUUUACUAAAAUCUCUGGAGAAUCGCUAUUUGACAAAUAAUAAAACGGAUACAACAACACGAGACCUAUUUCUGGAACGUUUACACAAAGAUUUGCUGUCGCAAUGGCAAUUACCAGAUGUUAUACGUGAUUCGAUACAAACAUGGGAUGAUAUUGUUACCAAUCGAUCAUUAUUUCUGGACAUUCUCGACGAUUUAAUCGGUGGACCACGCAUGACAUUUACCAGUCGAUUGAAAGCAAAAGAAUUCGAUCCAUUAUUAAUAGAUUACAAAGUUCAAUCUUCACUUGACAUGGCUUAUUGUGCAUUGCGUCAGCGUAAUUUCAAAUUAGCGCUAACAAAACUGAACGAAACACGUCCACGUCUCGAUUUAUGUCGAAAUCCACUGGUAAAAUCUAUCUAUUGGAAUGAAAUCUACUGCGAUGUACAUUUGAAACGCUACCAAGUGCAGUCGUCAACAGCAACAUUAGCAAGUCUUCUGUCUACAAGUGUGGCGAAAGAGUUGAAAAAAAUGGAAACUAAAAUUCAAUCAUUGAACAUCACUGAUCAACAAACCGCUCAGCUAAAUUCGACGUAUAUUCAAUUGAAUUCACAAUUUUCGCGCAUAGUUAUCGACUUUCUACUCGUACAACCACAAGCGUACGCUCUGUAUGAAAAAGACGAGAAGAUUCCCGUCGCGAAACAUAAACAAUUAGAAAUGUAUUUGUACGGUUUGGACAGCCAUAUCCAAGAAAUUCACCAAGCUGAUCAAUUGAUCUCGGAAUUGUUUCACAAAUGCAUAUCGAUCUUAAAAGAAAAUAUCAGCAAACAGGAAAGUGUUCAUCUGGAAAAGGAAACUAUUCUCAGUCGAGAUUACAAUGAAUUGGCGAGUAUUUGUGAUGAUUAUCUACGUCGAUAUGAAAAUCUUGAAGAUGAAAACCAUCUUCUGGAGAAAUUAUUUGAAAAUAACCAAAGUAAUCAAAUUGCUGAACUGGUUGUUCAAUCGGUGAUCUCAUCAAUGAAAUAUGGAUCAAAUGAAGGCGUGAAACGAUUCUCACGUCUAUUGCAAAUUGUUGAUUUAUAUCCAAAUACAAUGGAUUUAAUCGCUAAUCGAAUACACGAGAUUCCUUGUUGGAUGUUUUUCGAUUGUUUGUAUCAACUUACAGCGUAUCUUGACAAGCCUAUUGCGAUUAAAUUGUAUCCAUUAAUUGAACAAAUUGUGAAACUUUAUCCUCAGUCGAUUGUUUAUCCAUUUCAACUGAGUUAUGAAAAUUUACAGCAAACGGUUAAAGAGCCGAUUCUCAAACACAAUCUCGAGUCGAUCCAUCAAAAAUUGAACCGGUCAAUUCCAAUGGUUAAUGAAUUUAUUGAAGCAUUGAAUGAAUUAAAUCCACAGCAGCAGUACGAUACAUGGUCGAAAGAAUUGUUUCAUUUAUUAUCAGUGGAAUCAUCAUCGCGCGAUCUUGACCGACUGAAAUCUCAUGUGAUCAGGUUCAAAGAAACACUCUUCGUUGAUGUAAUGGAAACCGAUGAAGCUGAUCAAUCUACGGACAAACUUCAGACAACAUCUGUACGGACGUUAUUCAAGAAUGCCGUUGAAAAAGAAAUCGACGACUUGUUCGGCAAGCAAGGUGAACUCUUACCCAACAUAUCUUUGGGUGAUACACGGUUAGCAUUGGGAAAUAUUUCAUUAAAAUUAAAAACCAUCCUACAAGACAAAUCAAAUCUAAAUGAUUAUUCAACAUGGUUUUCGUCGAGAUUUCGACAGCAAAACCGCAUGCUGGACAAAUCAUCAAUACGAGAAUUGGAAAUACCCGGACAAUAUACGAGUAAAAAGAAACCAUUGUUAGAGCAUCAUAUUAAAAUCGUUGGUUUCGAUGAGAAAAUUUUGGUGUUACAUUCGUUAAGAUUACCAAAACGCCUAACAAUUCGUGGAGAUGAUGAGAAUGAUUAUCGAUUUUUAGUCAAAGGUGGAGAGGACAUUCGGCAAGAUCAACGAAUUGAAGCCUUAUUCUCCAUUAUGAAUGAUCUCUAUGCCAAUGAUCCGAACUGCAAUCAAUCGAAUUCAGCUCAUAUCGCUGUGCGAACUUACAAAGUUAUCCCGAUGUCAUCGAAGUUAGGCAUAAUCGAGUGGUUAGAUAACACUCGUCCAUUGAAAGACCUAAUCGAACAAUCGUACACGGACGCUGAGCUUGACAUUAUAGCAAACCAAGGUCAACAUCCAAGAAAGCUCUAUCAAGAUUAUGUGACCAAUGCCUAUCAGAAAGCGAAGCCAACUGCUAAAACUGCAAAUAAUACCUUGAUGUAUGCAGAAUUGUUUCUUAGUUUAACGAAAGAUCAAGUUCGAGAAGAGUUUAAUCAUAUACAAUCGGUUGUGCCUGCAGAUUUACUUCGACGAGCUUACUAUAAGAUUGCUAAUUCUCAUGAAGGCUUCUAUACUUUACGGCGGCAGUUUAUUACUAGCUAUGCAGUUCUCUGUACAAGUCAAUAUAUACUUGGAAUCGGUGAUCGACAUCAAUCGAACUUUUUGAUUGAUACAUCAUCGGGACAAGUGAUUGGUAUCGAUUUUGGAUCAGCAUUCAAUGCAGCAACGAUUCAUUUACCAGUUCCUGAAUUGAUUCCUAUUCGAUUAACGCGUCAGUUAACUCAAUUGAUGUCACCUAUUGGUACUACCGGUUUAUUUCGUGCAACUAUGAUCCAUACAAUGAAUGCAUUACGUGAUAAUUCCGAUUUGUUACUUAGCACAAUGGAUGUAUUCAUCAAAGAACCAUUAAUGGAAUGGAUGGAACAUGCAUUGAAAACAAGUAAACAAGUGACACAGAAUGAAUCAAAUGUGCACCGUUCAGAUGAUACUUAUGCUAAAGAUCGAAUUAAAAGUGCACGAUUAAAAUUGAACGGUGUCAAUCCUGCAGUGAUUACUGGGUCGGAUUUGAAAUUGAAUAGUUUUCUUCGUUCGUCAAGCUUGAAAGAAGCACGCCGGCAAAUGGAGAAGAUCGUUGGUGGCGAUCAGACCGAAAACAAACGCGCACAGAUUCUAGUCAAAUAUGCACCCAAUCGCUAUCACAGAUUGGCGGUUGAUGAGCAAGUUGAUUGUAUUAUCGAUCAAGCAACAGAUAUAGAUAUACUUGGCCGAUCAUGGGCGGGUUUAGAAACAUUUAUGUAA